UCGAUUUCUUAUUUUUCCUUCAUUUGUUCGCACGCCUGUCAGGCGAUGCGCGUAGCGCUUUGCGCUGUAAUGGCCUCAUCUAAUUUUAUUGUACAUUUAACAAUUUUAUGAUAUUUGUAGUACAAAUACAUUUGGUAGUGUAAUUUAGUUUUUAUUUAUAUUCAUAUUUAUAAUUCCGAUAAAUCAAAAUGGCGAAUCAAUCCCAUAAAUCUGUGUAUAGAUUGGUUUUAACUGGAGGACCUUGUGGCGGUAAAACAACUGGACAAUCCCGUCUCAGUACUUUCUUCGAAAACUUAGGAUGGAAGGUGUUCCGAGUGCCGGAAACGGCUACCGUGCUACUAAGUGGUGGUGUAAAGUUUGGAGAUCUCAGUCCAGAAGAAGCGGUGAAAUUCCAAGAAAACCUAUUGAAAACUAUGAUACAGAUUGAGAAUACGUUUUUUGAGUUGGGGAGGACUUGCCAGAGGAACUGCCUCAUAAUCUGUGAUCGUGGCGCCAUGGACGCUAGUGCAUUUAUUUCCAAGGAGAAGUGGGAGGAGAUGUUGAACGCCAAUAACUGGAACAGCGUUGAACUGCGCGACAACCGAUAUAAUCAAAUUGUUCAUAUGGUAUCCGCUGCGAAUGGUGCGGAGGACUUUUAUUCCACCGAGGACCACGCGUGCCGAUCUGAAGGCGUGGAGUUAGCGCGGGAACUGGACUACAACGCGGCCGCGGCUUGGGUCGGUCAUCCGUACUUCGACGUCAUUGACAACUCAACAGACUUCGAUAAGAAGAUGAACCGACUCAUUGCUUGCGUGUGUCAACGUAUCGGUAUCGAUACUGGCGAUCGACUUAACGUUAACUCUAAGAAGCGCAAGUUCCUCGUCAAGACGCCAUUACCACCGGAUACGGAGUUCCCUCCGUUCCAGGACUUCGAUGUGGUGCAUAAUUACUUGCAGAGCGACUUCCGUAAGGCGCAGGUGAGGUUGCGCAAGCGUGGUCAGAAGGGCCACUGGUCGUACAUCCACACGGUGAGGAAGUUCCACCCGAGCAAUGGGCAGUCUGUGGAAGUACGGACGCAGUUGACGCACCGCGACUACCUGAACCAGCUGCCGCAGCGAGAUGAUGCCCACUUCACUAUAUUCAAGAAACGUCGCUGCUUCAUAUACAACAAUCAGUACUACCAGCUGGACAUCUACAGGCAGCCCACGCAUCCCAGGUGUCGUGGAUUGGUGUUACUUGAGACAUACAGCGCGGCGUACGAUCAAGACGCGCUUUUAGAAUCAUUGCCCAAGUUCCUAACUAUAGAAAAGGAGGUGACCGGCGACCCUGCUUACUCUAUGUAUAAUUUAUCGCUAAAAGAAGAUUGGAAAACUUCAAAAAAGUAUUACUCUGGCAACGAUCAGAAUGGACAAGCUAAGUGGAGUAUGAAUGGUCACGCCGGUGACAAAUUUAUUUGCCAUAGCGAUAAGAUGAACGGCUUCGGUGGCGAUAAAGUCAACGGCCACGCUGAAAAGGUGAACGGCUACGAGGGCAAGAUGAACGGCCACCACAAGAGGAACGGGCACGCCCCCCACGGCCUCCUCUCCAAUGGGCUGGUGAUGAACGGCAAAGCUCAUGACUCGGAGCUCGCCAACUUCAAGAGUCACGGUGAUAUGAGAACACCAAAGAUACCCAAGAAAGUCGCUCUUAAGACUUAAACACUACUAAAUGUAUUCUAGAAUUACUUUAUAAAAUUCCUCUUUAUAAUGUUUCAAUAUACACAUGAAAAUUUCAUAGAAGUUAAGGUUAAAUAAAGUAAAAAAUUCGUGUCUAGUAAAUGACUACGUUACCGCCGUUGCAAUUUGAUCAGUUUUAUGCAAUUUGUAUUUGUGUAAUUUUUAUAAAAGUCAAAUGAAAUCUAUUUUUAUAUUUAUCCUGAAUUAUUAUGUAUAAAACACUGCGCCUUGCAAAAUAAUUUCAAUAUCGAGAUGUAAACUCGUUUAUAUUGUUUGUGCCUUUACACAGUAUUGAAUGUAUUUCGCAUACCUGUCAUAGUACUUAAUAAACGCAAUAAUUUUUAAAUAAGCGUUGUUGCAUUGAAACUAGAAUAAUAGAUGAAUUUAACAAUGAUUUUUAUGUAUAAGUUGGUAAAAGAUAUGCUCUCCAUGGAGUUUUUAUUCUUAAAAUAUAUUUAUUGCUAGCUGAGGCCAAUCGAUUUCAUGAAUUAGAAAUAAAAAUUUAAAGAUCUUGAUGUUGUAUCGUCAUAGUGAAUGUAGUCUCCGUUUGUUUUAAGCAACUUGUAGUGCAACAAAACUUUUCGCUUAAAAAAUGUCUACAUACCUAAAAAUGAAUUUUGUGACUGCAAAUAAAUAUGAUUUUGAAUGUACUUAUUUUAAUUUUUAUCAUUGCUAUUUAUUUAAUCAUUUUAAUUGUUUAUUUCUGUAUAUAAAGGACUUUCUAUUUAAAACUAUAUCAGUGCAAUUUAUCACUAUUUUUAAUGCAUCAAUGAAAUUAAUAUUGUUAGCACAGCAAUAUGAAGACUGUUCCAUAGUUAUCUGCUGGACAGACUUCUGAAUAUAUUUCGUAUCUCUUUCUAUUCAAUAUCCGCAGGUUCAGUUUUAUCCUCGGACAUAAUUUUAAUGGCUGUGCUUAAUGUAGUGAUAUCAGUACCUUUGUAGUAAAUUUUAGAGGCAAAUCCUUUUAAAAUGUCAUUUAAUGCAACCAUUAAAGUGGCAAAAUGUUGUGUACUAAAAAAAGGAAAACCCUUCAUUUCUUGUUCAAUUGUCUUAAUUAGUAAACUCUCAAUUCCCUGUCGUAUUUUUGAAAGAACUCAUCAAUUGCUAAUCAUAUAAGAUUUUGCAAUUUAUAUGUUCAAUGUAUUAGUGAACAACACAACAUAGUGCCAUUAAAAGCCUUUUGGGUUAAAGAUUUUAAACUGCUGCAUGUUUUCCGCGUCGUUUCCUAAUAAAAAAUACAUGCAAUGAUA
Messenger RNA from Papilio polytes (common Mormon), 2944 nucleotides. RefSeq lists its product as uncharacterized. Lineage: Eukaryota; Metazoa; Arthropoda; Insecta; Lepidoptera; Papilionidae. The record is from RefSeq and is a predicted model, not a curated record. The coding region runs from base 189 to 1676 and encodes 495 amino acids. Gene Ontology annotation, molecular function: phosphatidic acid binding; phosphatidylinositol binding; GTP binding. The transcript has 9 exons. Gene Ontology annotation, biological process: photoreceptor cell maintenance.